This is a messenger RNA of Lepus europaeus (European hare), 1005 nucleotides long. It is a transcript of the gene FBLL1, whose product is annotated as fibrillarin like 1. Gene Ontology annotation, cellular component: nucleolus; Cajal body; box C/D methylation guide snoRNP complex. The record is from RefSeq and is a predicted model, not a curated record. Bases 1 to 1005 code for a protein of 334 amino acids. Gene Ontology annotation, molecular function: histone H2AQ104 methyltransferase activity; RNA binding; rRNA methyltransferase activity. NCBI's taxonomy places the organism in Eukaryota, Metazoa, Chordata, Mammalia, Lagomorpha, Leporidae. Gene Ontology annotation, biological process: rRNA methylation; box C/D sno(s)RNA 3'-end processing. The transcript has a single exon.
AUGAAGUCGGCGAGCUCGCGCGGGGGCGGCCGCGGGGGCUGGGGCGGCGGCUGGGGCGCGGGGCGCGGCGGUGGGACCAAGGGCAGCAGCAGUGGCGACGGCGGCGGCGGCGGCGGCGGCGGCGGCUCGGGGGGCAAAGGCGGAUUCGGGGCGCGGACGCGCGGCUUUGGCGGCGGCGGCCGGGGCCGGGGCCGGGGGCGCGGCGGGGGGGACGGCAGGGACCGCGGCGGUGGCGGGCAGCGGCGCAGCGUGGCCAAAAGCAAGAGCCGCCGCAAGAAGGGCGCGCACGCGGUGUCCGUGGAGCCGCACCGGCACGAAGGCGUGUUCAUCUACCGCGGGGCGGAGGACGCGCUGGUCACGCUGAACAUGGUGCCCGGCCUCUCUGUGUACGGCGAGAGGCGCGUCACGGUGACCGAGGGCGGCGUGAAGCAGGAGUACCGCACCUGGAACCCCUUCCGCUCCAAGCUGGCCGCCGCCAUCCUGGGCGGCGUGGAUCAGAUCCACAUCAAGCCCAAGUCCAAAGUGCUGUACCUGGGCGCCGCUUCGGGCACCACGGUGUCCCACGUCUCCGACAUCAUCGGCCCAGACGGCCUGGUCUAUGCGGUCGAAUUCUCUCACCGUGCUGGCCGCGAUCUGGUCAACGUGGCCAAGAAGCGAACCAACAUCAUCCCAGUCCUUGAGGACGCGCGGCACCCGCUCAAGUAUCGCAUGCUCAUCGGGAUGGUGGACGUGAUCUUCGCCGACGUGGCGCAGCCUGACCAGUCCCGCAUCGUGGCCCUGAACGCACAUACCUUCCUGCGCAACGGGGGCCACUUUCUCAUUUCCAUCAAGGCCAACUGCAUCGACUCCACCGCGUCCGCCGAGGCCGUGUUCGCGUCGGAGGUGAGGAAGUUGCAGCAGGAGAAUCUGAAGCCACAGGAGCAGCUGACCCUAGAGCCCUACGAGAGGGACCAUGCGGUGGUCGUCGGGGUCUACCGGCCCCUUCCCAAGAGCAGCAGCAAAUAG